This is a messenger RNA of Blepharisma stoltei, 2187 nucleotides long. The record is from the annotation of a GenBank genome assembly. Lineage: Eukaryota; Ciliophora; Heterotrichea; Heterotrichida; Blepharismidae.
AUGAGCACCGCGCAAAGGAUUUGUGAUCGAAACAAAGGUUUCCAGCAAUCAAUAGAUCCAGAACUCCUCCAAAUCAAGCGAGAAGAGCAUCACAUUGAGCUUCGUCGCAAUAAGCGUUUCGAGCUCAGCAAGAAAAGGCGCUUCGCUUCUUCCCAAACUCCCACCCUUUCAUUUUCCUCCGAUUUCAGCUCAUUCCGUCCUUAUCUUCAAAAUCUCAUUUCAAAUAAGCGAAUAAUCCUUGAAUCCUGCAUCGAAAUUCUAAAAAAUAAUAACCAGCCAAGCAUUAUCAAAGAAGCCCUUUAUAUUACUCGGAAACUAUUAGAAUCGAUCUCUGAAGACUCAGACCUCGACAUUUAUGUGGAAUUAAACUACAUCCCAGUGUUUAUACAUUAUUUAAGCCAAGAUUAUCCUAAAGAAAUUCAGUUUGAAGCUUCCUUUGCCUUGUGUUCAUUUGCUACUUUUGAUCAUAAUUAUGUGGAAAUGCUGGUAAAGAAUGGAGCAAUUAGAGAAUGCCAACUUGCGAUCAGUAGAGACUAUGAUGAAAUCGCUGAAAAUUGUAUAUGAUGUAUAGGAAAUAUUGCUGGGGAUAAUGAAAAAUAUAGAGAGAUUAUUAUUUCUGAAGGAAUUUUUGAUUUUUUGAUGGAUGCGCUACAAAAUAUUAGUGUACAAAAUAACAAAAGCCCAUUGGUGAAUGUCUUGGUAUGGGUGCUUACUACCCCUCCAUGGGCGAGCCAAAAAUUUGUUUUUCGCUCACGGAGAGAGUUUAAUUUUUUUAUUUCAUUAUAUUAAUUUUAUUAAAAAAAAAUUUUUUUCGAUUUAAAAAAUCACAAUUCGCAAAAAUUGAAAGCAAAUAUUAUUUAAUUUGUAGAAUUUAUGCUGUAAAAUGCUUGUUUUUUAAAUUAGAUAGAAUUCGCUAGAGAUUCAUUAUACUAACAAUUACUUAUAAAUCAAAAUAUUUUCAUAGAAAAUUUUUAUAUUAAAAUAAUUAUUUGUCCGCUCACAGAAGGUGGUAUCAGGCAAAAAUCGAGAUUUUUUUCAAUGGUUUUAUUCGCUCACAGAGGUGCUGAGUUAGCAAUAUUUCUAGAAGUGCAAAUAAAAUCCCUGAUUUGACUAUGAGAAAAUUGUUGAAUAUAGUUAGACCUUGUUUAGAUUUGGAAGAUAAUGAUAUAAUAGCAUCAGUAUUCUGGAUUUUAAAUUAUUCUACACAAGGUGAUUCAUAUUGUAUAGAAAGAAUUCUGGAAGCUAAAUACGCUCCUAUUAUAAUUAAUUAUUGUGAUUCCCAUGAUUAUUCUAUUGCACUUCCUGCGCUAAAAACCCUUGGAAAUAUUUCUAGUGGAAAUAAUGCUCAGACUGAGCUUAUGCUAAAUUUAAAUGCCUUAGAAAAGCUUCUCAAUCAUAUUAGAUCAAGCCAAGCUGUUAUUAGAAAAGAAGUGUACUGGGCUCUAAGCAACUUUGUAGGAGGGUCUUCUGCACAUGUAGAAAGAGUCGCUCAGCAUUUAGUGAUCCCGCUAGCAAUGAAAGGUCUUACAGAUGAAGAUCAUGGCGUUAGAGUAGAAGCUGGCUGGGUUUUCAGUAAUUUCGGUAUUAGAGGAAGUCCAGAGUGCACUAUUAGUCUCAUAAAAAAUGGGUUUCUAAAUUAUUUACAACAAGCUCUUGAUAAAGAGACCGACCCAAAUACUUUGAAAAAUUUAUUAGUGAUUACAAAAAGAAUAUUAGAGGCUGCAUCGAUUAAACCGCAGGAAGAGAAAAAAGAAAACAAUAUUUGUCUCAAGCUAUUUGAAAGCUCAGGAUGCUUACCACCCCUUCUCCGGGGCGAACAAAAUUUUUUAAAAAAAAACUAUUUUGAUAUAUAAUUGAUGAUUAAUAUAAUGAAAUCUCUAAGCAGCUUGGAUUUUUAAAACAUGAAUUUUACAAAUUAAAUUAAUUUUAAUUCUCAAUUUUUACGAAUUGGAUUUUUUUAAAAUUUAUAUAUAAAUUUUUCAAAAAAAAUAAAUUAACCUCAUGAGCGAUAAAAUUUUUUGUUCACUCACGGGGGAGUUAGCAGCUUUGCAUAAACAGCUAGAUCAUGGCAACAGCUUUGUGAAUGAGUUUGCUUUAAAGCUAUUAAAAGAAUUUUUUGAUUAUGAGGAGCCGGAGGAAGAACUUGAUAUUGAAAAUGCAAAAAUCACAAAAUUUGAGUUUUCAUAA